This is a messenger RNA of Amoebophrya sp. A25, 5602 nucleotides long. The record is from the annotation of a GenBank genome assembly. NCBI's taxonomy places the organism in Eukaryota, Dinophyceae, Syndiniales, Amoebophryaceae.
AUCGUGGUGAUUACUUCUAUGCGUUUAUCGUUGUUCCUAAGGCGUGGUUUACGUCGACGCCGUAGAAGGUAAGUAGAGGAACAGGAAUAACUAAUACUAGGUGCUGUGUGAUGUAGUUGUUGAUCCUCGACUUCGAGGACAUUGAAGAGCGACUUCGAGUAGUUGAUCCUCGACUUCGAGACACACCAUGAAUGUCUCCGACUCCGCCGCGCUGCAGGCGCACGGCGCGCAGAUGGCAGCGUUGCGGAAUUUCAAGAGCAGUCGAGCAGGGUUCUUUGCGGGAGACGUUGAGACCCCAGCACCGCCACAAGAACCAGAAUUCUACUCCCCUCCUUCGUUCCUGUUAGAGGAUGAAGAUGGAGGUGGCGAUCUUCCUCCUAUAUCGUCCUCGGCGUUGGGGUACGAAGAAGUCAGGGAGCCACGGUUCAUCUACAACACGAAAGCCGAUUCUUCUGCCGUAGGAGACGAGGAGGACGACAGACCUACUAGAAGUACUAACGUUGAUGGCCCUUUCUCACCUGCAUUUGAAGACGUCCUACCACCAGACGACGAAAUUGAGCAUACGACCAGUUUCGAGGACAUCAUGAGCGUGAUAGAGGGAGGUGUCAGUCAAACGGCAAGCAGUUACGGCGAGGACGAUGAAUAUCAGGAGAGAAGUGCUAGUUUGUUUCUUCAUAGGCCUGCAUGGGUAGAGGAAGACAUGGUCGAGGAUGAUUCUGUCGGGUCUAUAGGAGGUGGAUCAAGUUCAAUGACAAGCAACCCAAGUAGUAGGAGAACUCUUCUUGGAGAGACUGAAUCUUCAAGUAGUAUAGCAGAUCGGAUACGCUUGUUCAUCAGACAACGCUGUCACCAGGAGGAGCGUGCUUCGACGACAAGAACUACUGCAUCUCGCCAACAUCCAAAUCAUCCACUUCCCUUCCUGUCUCAUGAAGCAGGUUCUACGCCGACCCCAAGUCUGCCGUCAGAGCAAGUCGCAGCUGCAGUAUCGGCUGAGGCUGUGCUGGGGGCAACAGAUGAUCAUCGUGCUGGACCUUCGAAAAUAUCUUCUACCUCUUCGUGUAGCAGCACGUCGAGUAGGAGUAGUAGCAAAACUAGUACUUACACAAUAACAAGUAGUGGUUCCGCUAGUUUUCACGAAAGUCAAAAUGUGGUGGAUUCUCUCGGAGGCGCAACAUCAACAUCGACUUCACCAACACCUGCGUUGCACAAGGCUAUGUUUCAUCGUAGUAACAAAGCGAAACAGGGGUCAGAAGAACUCUUUUCUGGUAGUUUUAGUGCUGGGGAUGUUGAACAAAAGUCCUCACCAGCAGAAGUACAACACGAAGCAGUAGGAGACCAAGUCCAAGCGCAGCUGCAGACGUCGAAAAUAUCUCCAACAUCAUCCGGGAAUCAUGCCAUGCAGCAACUACAGCUCCAUCUGCAGACAACCAAGACUGCCUCACCACCUCAUAGCACAAGAAACGUUGGGUCUCCCACCCAGCAUACUCGAAUGCAAGUUCUAAAAGUCCGACCACCCUCUGGCAGUACCACGACCACUGGUGCUCGUCUAACAACAUCUGCUGCAACAACCACUUCAGCUGCGCGAGGGCGUCUACGUGCUGAGCAUCAAGAUGUUCUGGGCGACUCGCCAUUCAGCAGAACCGCAAAAUUGAAAGGGAGUUUGUAUAGCGAUGUCGCACGCUCUGCGGGGGCUGCAGGCGGGUCAACGUCUUCUAGAACAUCAAGGGGUAAACGCUCUUUGUCGAGAGCACAGAGGGAGAAAGAAAAGACCUCCCAAAGGACUGUUCAUGAUCCUCGAAACAACUCACAGUCACAGGCACUAGUUGCGGAUGGUAGCAUCAGUGCCAGUAGUAGCAAAUCAUCAACUACCUCUACCUCUUCCGCGAGCAUCGUCGUGGCGUCAACAUCUUCAUUAGUUGCGGAAGACACGACGACAACGCAUGACCAUGAAGUUGCUCAAGAACAAAUUACAGCAGAUUUGGCGAAGCACGACGUCGAGGUGGAAGAAGUCUUUGAUAGGCUCGAAGUAGAUGAGAAGCCUGUAGAACUGAAUUCAUCUUCUUCCGAAAGUGUAGCAAUGCCUGAAGGACACGAGGAGGAGCACCAAGACGACGGUUUCCAAGGCAACAAGUUUCUUGUAGGGGAAAAUGAAGUAGACGGGCAAGUCACAUAUCAAAACGUGAUUUCUCAAGCGUUAGAUCUAGAUCAUUUCUCUCCAGAUGACACGACGCCUAUUACGAAAAACCGAAAUGGUGCAACUAGUUUUGGCGUUCCUCUGGAAGAGCCUGAGCCAAUGCCUCCGCGACGCAAAAACUCACUUGGUUCCAACACUUCCUCUGGCAGUAGAGCUCGAGUGCCCUCAAGUUCAGUGCCACGAAACAGGAAAGGGAAUACAACUUCUAGCACCGCUGGAAGUUUCUCCCCUGCUCCACGUCCAAGAAAAAGCGACAUCAAACAAUGGUGCUCAGUUGCCAGACCAGCUGGGGAAGAGAAGUCUGCCUCUACUUCGUCAAUCAGUACGACUCCGACUGUUGAUCCGUGUAGUUCAUCUUCAUCUGCAUCAGGGUCUACUUCAUCUGCAUCCAGUACUAGUAGCAAGAGGAUGUCGUCAAUAGGUAGAAGUACUACAUCAUCUAGUACUACAGGAGCUGCAUCAAAUAUUAGUGCAAGUCGUCGACAAGGACAACUGAGUUCUACACCAAGCCGUAGUAGCACGCCACCAGUUCCUGGAGGUGGCAAAGGAAACCCGCCAUCGUCUAGUCCACGGUCACCGCCAGCAGCUUCUCCAUCUAGGACAACUCCUUCGUCUGGUUCUGGACAACAUCUCCGAGUAGGAGGAACGAAAAAGCCACCACUGCCAGUUACUAGAGGAACGCCGAAGUCCUCUCCAAAGUCCUCGCCACCUCCAAAAUCUUCGCCAAAAUCGUCACCACCAGUGCCCUCACCAGAAAAACAAGCAGCCACAGACUCAGCGUCUGCAACAGAGCCUAUGCUUGCUCAGGACUCAACACCUUCUUCAAAAAAAACAUCCUCGAAAACCAGUGGUACAAGUGGAAGGGCAAUGGCAAGAAUGUCACCUAGAGCUUCACCAAGCGCCUCACCUAGAGCCUCUCCAAGAGCGUCACCGAAAGCAUCGCCAGAGGCUUCGCCUCGAGCUUCUCCCCGAGCAUCACCGAAAGCUUCUCCAAGAGCUUCUCCAAGAGCGUCUCCAAAAACGGCACCAAAAAGAUCACCAAAAAAAUCACCGAGAACCUCUCCAAAGACAUUCAUCGCGUCACCUAGAAGAAAGGCUCCAAGUGCUGGGAGUGGUUUGUCGGCAAAAGUCAAUCGCGCAAGAGGAGAUAUAGAGGGAGAUCCGUCCUCGCCGAGCAAGAGGAAUUAUCCAGGUAGUAUACUUGCUGCUGCAGCUUCUGGAGCAACAAAUAUUACAACAAAAGGAGAAGCGAAGAGGCAAGCGGAAGAAACACCUCCUAGUGCAGUAGCCCCGUCAGCUGCAACAUCAACUUCAAUAGUAGCAGAAAAACCUCGAAGUGCUGCUUUCUCGCCUCCUUCCUCGAAAAAGCCACAAUAUAUUCGAGCAGGGCAGCAAGAUGAUCGGGACAGACAGGAGAGGAAAAAACGUGAAGGAGCGGCUCCACUGAGAACUCGAACAGGUACUGCUCAACAGGCCUGUUCACCGAGUUCCCCUGCUGUUUUGUCUCCUGGCGUAACUGGUGUGGCACCUCCGCUGCCUCCCCCAGCAUUGGCGGGGUCGCCAUUAUCAUCUUCGCUGGCGGCUCCGUGUCCGACUUUAGGCAUGUCUAACGAUGAGGUGAUAAGUAGUGCUGUUGCAGAGUCAGGCAUAACUACGAGUACGACUUCUACCGAUAUUAGUACUUCUGUUGUUGAGGAAACUAGUUCAGAUCGAAAGUCGUGUCCACGGGGUGCGCGAAAAGAGGACGAUACGUCGUCUGUCGAGGUAGAGGUAGCAGGUGCUUUAUCUAGUUCGAAAGAAGGAGCAGUAGAGACUGAAACCCACCUCCUGGAACAAAAACCACAGGAAAUAUCCGCUUCUUCGACGUUGCUAUCGUCAUCUUCUAGAAAUACGACAUCUUCCUCAAACUCGAUGUUGGCACCAUUGACGAGCGAAGCAGCGCAAGCAGCGCCCUCCUCAACAUCCACUUCAGCAUCGCUUUUCAAAAAUGCCACGAUCAACAGCAUCCUACCAUCUACAAACGCGAUAGGGCUUGUGCCUUUGCAAUUGAGACCGCUGUCAUUAGUGCUGGGCUCUGGUAGUACUGGAACUGGUAGCUCUACUUCUUCUUCUUCUAGCCAACUACAAGGUGGACCACAGGAGUCUGACGUGUCUCCAAGAAAGGGCAGAAAAUUUGGACCUAAAGAUCCCAAUGCAUUGUAUGCCAUAGCACCAUGUGGAAGCACUGCGACUGGUGGCUUGGUCUUUUCUGGUUCUUCCGCGUCCUCCUCAAUGCAGCAGAAGCAAAAUACUACAGGCGGUCUAAUACCUUACAGUGUCGCAAGUGCAGCAGCUGCGGCCGCGGGGCUUCUGCCCAGCGAGAGUGGGAAAGGGGAUGACGAGCAGAAUAGUGCUGGCAACGGGGAACUCCACCUUCAAGCGGAAACUCCACCUUCAAGCGGAAACUCCACUACCACGAUCACGCGUGGAGUCCCGACGAUUCCGCUAGAAAACACAACGCUUUACAAACUGAUGAAAGAACACGCUGAGACCCCGCAGGUGGACCGCUAUAGGGUACCAAUAGCGCCAAGCAAGCGCAUGCCAGGGAGGCAGUUGCGAUUUACGGGGAAAUAUCAGCGAAGUGUGAGCUUUACGGUACUAGAAAUUUACUUCUAGAAUAAUCAUAAAGAAAAACAGCAGUUGUCCUAGUAAAAUGAACUGCGUCCUGGUCGUCCUCUACUUAAUAUUUCAACUUCAAGCAAGAUUAGAGUUAGUGUUUGCUACUGAAACAACUGAAGCCUGUGUCUGAUACUCAAUCUCGUCAAGAACAACAAACAUUUCUUUACAGGUUACCGAUGCAGAUACGGCCGAAGUUGUGCUGACUCUAGACAGAUUUGAGCCAAUGGAUGCAGCCGAGAGAUCAGUACUUUUAGUACUCUCCAUUUUUUGCUGUUGAAAAGUUACAGAAGCAAACACCCUCCUUCGAUAACUACAAAGUCAGAGCCAUACAAUACUUCGUCAUCUCACUCUUUGUACUUGAAUUUAAAUCUGGACCUCAAAUCCCAGCGUUUCCACCACUGGUUGCGUGCGCCGGUGCGAGACCCAGGAUGGGAAAUCAGUCGAACCAAGAAUAUGAACGGACGAAAAGAGCAAAUAACUCCUAUCGAAGACAUUUUGAAAAAUGAGGAGGCGUACAUCUGUGAAGAAGGCAAGAAGGCCCUAGACGAGCGACGAGCAGAAAGGAGGAACUUCUACCUAGCGAUGAAGGUAGGCGGUGCACGCUGUCCCUUGCCACCAUUGAGGGAGGAAGCUGAGCCGGCUAGCAGGAAACCAUCAGGAGGGACCAAGGUUGGAGCUGGACGAGGUACUGGAAGCAAGAUAAAGGAAGACGAAGAGGAGGAUGUUGAAGUUGAAGGAAAAUCAAAGUAG